GCUCGCUGAGGGGCUGGAGCGUGUGGGUUCGGAGGCCGGCGGGGCGGCCUGACCCAGCCUGAAGCCCCGGCGGCCGCCACCUCUGGGGUCCUGGGUAAGCCGAUGGCCCUGCCGAGCAGCCACCCGGGAAGCACCCUCCCGGUGCUGGGGAUUCGAGGGCGCAGGGCGCUGAUGAGGUCCAGCCCUGAAGCCGUCCCGGGCCCCCCUGCGGGGGACAGCGGAGAGAGCGGGUGACACCUCCUUGGGGAAACCGAGGCCCGACGUGGAGCCCGGGAGGAGGGCUGGAGCGCUGGCUCCGGGCGCCACCCCCUCCCGUCCUCGGCCAGUGGCUCAGCACAGGACGGGAGCUGGGGUUCUCCGGGGAAACUGAGGCCCGAUGGCAGUCCAGAGGAGGCGGCGUGGGCUCUGGGUCCUGGAAACCCCCCCCCCCUCCCCCACGAGGUGAGGGGGCGGGACAUGCAAGACAGCAGGGGGAGCGUUCUGGGCUUUUACUGCAAGGUUCAAACCCAGCUGCCUCAUUCCUCCCUCCCGCCUUGGUCUCAGGAGGCUGCCAGAGGCUGUAAACCCUGCCUCCCUCCCAGAGCGGAUGGAGCAGAAACUUUUAUCGAACUCAAACAGGUUUUUUAACUGGCCGCACAGGAGGGCCGAUAACUGGAACGUCAGGCUUGUGGCAAGGCAAGAGGGUUGUUAUCGAAAGGCAGCCAGACAUGGAGAGGGACUUAAAACUCAAAUCCACCUUCUGGAAGGGAAGAAGGAUCCGUUCGCAUGAAUCCCGUCCUGGUGGUCCAUGGCGGGGCAGUCAGGAUUGUUGACAAGGACCGGAAAGAGCGGGUGCGGCAGGGCAUCAUCAGAGCCGCCACCGUGGGUUACAACAUCCUCAGGGAGGGAGGGAGCGCAGUUGACGCCGUGGAAAGUGCUGUGACCGUCCUGGAAGAUGAUCCCGAGUUCAACGCAGGUUUUGGAUCUGUCUUAAACACAGAUGGUGAAGUUGAAAUGGAUGCCAGUAUCAUGAAUGGAAAAGACCUGUCUGCAGGAGCCGUGUCUGCAGUCCGCUGUGUAGCAAAUCCCAUUAAAUUUGCACGGCUUGUUAUGGAAAAGACACCUCACUGCUUUCUGACUGAUCAAGGUGCAGCAAAAUUUGCAGCAGCCAUGGGGAUUCCAGAGGUUCCUGGAAAGCAGUUGGUAACAGAGAGAAACAUAAAACUCCUAGAAAAGGAGAAGCAUGAGAAAGAUGCUCAGAAAUUAGACUGCCAAAAGUAAG
Messenger RNA from Equus quagga, 1261 nucleotides. RefSeq names its product asparaginase and isoaspartyl peptidase 1 (gene ASRGL1). The coding region runs from base 766 to 1260 and encodes 164 amino acids. NCBI's taxonomy places the organism in Eukaryota, Metazoa, Chordata, Mammalia, Perissodactyla, Equidae. Gene Ontology annotation, molecular function: hydrolase activity. The record is from RefSeq and is a predicted model, not a curated record. The transcript has 4 exons.